Molecule: messenger RNA, 906 nt
Organism: Sporisorium graminicola
Lineage: Eukaryota; Fungi; Basidiomycota; Ustilaginomycetes; Ustilaginales; Ustilaginaceae
Exons: 2
Coding region: 1-906 (301 amino acids)
Molecular function (GO): ATP binding; ATP hydrolysis activity
Source: RefSeq, a predicted model, not a curated record
AUGCGCUCCGCCUCCUCCUCGUCUGUUUCUAGCCCGGCUGUCCCUGGUUCGCUAGCCGGAUUCGCGACGAACGACUCUCCCCACUCAAUCUUGUCGCCUGCCAAGCAGCCAGCCGGCGCUCCCUCGGGCGCCAACUACUUUUCGUGGCGCGACAUCACUUACGAUGUAGUCCUCUCCAAGGCGCGUCGCAAUGAGAUCAAGAAGAAGGGUGCUACCUCGUCUGCCCCGUCUUCCGCAUCUCAGCCCGCAGCUCAAGAAUCAGUCACGCAAGAGAAAAUGUCAGACGCAGAACGAGGCAUCCCACCUCCCUUCCCAGAUGCUGACGACAGCGAGGACGAAGAAGCGCUCGCAGAGUAUAACCAAGUCUUUCUCCACCUCCCACCACUCGACCCGAUGAGGCGACGCGUGCUCAACGGUGUCAGCGGACACGUCAAGAAGGGUGAGAUGGUCGCCAUCCUCGGUGCUUCGGGCGCCGGUAAGACGUCGCUCCUCUCGGUUCUCUCGGCACGUCUCGACAAGUCCUCUGACAUCGCAGGUCAAGUGCUCUUCCAGGGCAAGCAGCGCGACCCGGCCACAUGGAAACGCCUGACCGGUUUCGUCGAGCAGGACGAUCUCAUGUUUAGCGCGCUCACUGUCCAGGAGACUCUGCAGUACUCGGCCGACCUGCGCCUGCCCAACCGACUGUACAACAAGCACGAGCGUCAACAACGCGUCCAGGACAGCAUCGCCAUGCUCCGGCUCGAAAAAUGCAGAGACACUCGCAUCGGCGGUCCCAACCAGCGCGGUGUGUCGGGUGGUGAGCGCAAGCGCGUCGCUGUGGGCACCGAACUCGUCGCCGACGUCAGCGUGCUGCUCCUCGACGAGCCUACGAGAUCACGCGCGAACGCGACCUGUACACGCUCAUGA